AUGGACGAAGCUCAUGUCAAAUUGCCCGAUGGACACCUCGUGAAUCUCUCACCGCGACCUGUACGCCCGAGUGCUUACAAAGCGUACCGAGUCGAGUACAAGCCCUCAUCAGCAGAGCUCUCGGCGACACCACCUCGACAGCGGCAAGAAAAGAGAUCAACAGAAUAUGCCAUCGGAGGAGGUUCACCGGGCAAUACCUCUCAACUGCCAAAAGCUACCAAGCUGCCGAUCCCGAGGAGUGUUCCUGAAAGUCGUAACGAUGGUUCGAAUCAAACACCUAGUCCCACUGCACUUCCCGGACUGAUCCCAUCAAGCCGUUCCUCGGGACGGCUUGGUGACCAGUCUGGGGCCGUGGACAAAACUCACGAUCAAUAUUGGAGGAAAAUCAAGGAUAAAUUGGAAGAUUCGCCAUUGUCAAAACGACGUAUCAAGAGCAAGGAUAGCGACAAGAGCCAAUCUCCUAACUCGCCUAUCUCCUACCACCGCAGCAGGGUUCCUACCAGCACCAUCCAAGAUCAGACAAGCUACCGGGCAGGCAGUGCACCAUCAAGCAUCCCGAGUCCGCGCACCAUCAACGGCAGUCCCGCGUUGGGGUCGAGGAAUGAUACUCCCACAACCCUUCCUGUGGACAGCCAAAACAAAUGGCAGAAGAAAAACGACCAAUGGGUCCUCAUGGAUGUACCCGCAACCACACCCCAGAAAUCAGCGACAACAGACGAGACGACUGAUUCCAGCCCUCGAUCCCAUCCUUCCGUCUCGCCAGUAUCUGCCGAGAACAGUUCCAUCACCGACUGGGAAGAUCGAUUCGUUGUGAAUAUGCCAACUGCAAAAGAUCCCAAUCCGCCAACGAUGACGGCUCAACAGAUUGCUGAGUAUCAGAAAAGCAUUGAACAGGUACACCGGGAUGGUGGGCAAAUGGUAGACCCGAGCACAGUGCCUAGUCGUAACGUGUCUCCCGAGAUCAGAUUCAACCCCAGCGAACAGAGAAUUCAGAGCCCAAGGGGGAUCAUCACAUACGACGGGGCAUACGAGAAGAACGAGAAGGGCCAAGCGCCGAGCUUGUCGCAAGAGGAACAUCACCCAUCGCCGCCGCCUUCGCAAAAUGCUCACCUGGAGAAACAAUCAAAGCCUCAGCCCCAGAAGCUCCAGCCAACACCUGCGUCGCAACGUCAACCAGGGAGCCACUACUACAGCCCAGAUGAAAUAGGGUACAAUAGGAUUAGCACAAUUUGGGAGGAAUCGCCCACAAAACCCAAGGAGAAGCGAGACCCGCAAAACGCGGACGGAUCUUUUUUAGGGUGCAGAGAAAUAUCUGGGGAGAAGAAUCCAGACGAAAUCCUCAGGUUCACUUCCCCAGACGAUACCAGUCUGCAUCCACCCCCAUUGGCCCUGGGUUCCAAGAACAAGCGAAAGACGGCGAAGGAAGUGAGGAAAGCAGCAGACCGAAAAACCACCCACACACUCGGGGAGACGGUAGUCCUUCAAAAAGAGCGAUCACAAAUUUCUCAGAAUUCGAGCCCUGCCCAAUGCUCGAAGUCGUCAGCCAUAUACCAGGAUCCGAGUUACCCCCAGAACGCAUCCCCAAUUCCGCGGACGAGGUCCCAAGACUCGAGCAAGGAGAAUUACCAUCCUACCAGCAAUACACCCGAGCGGUCCAACAGUCUGGAAGAAAAUCGGGGGGACGACGAUGUGUUCAUUAUCACACCCACUAUCACGCGUACUAUGAUUCCCACGUCCGACAAGAAAGCGUCUUCGCCAAAGCCGCAAGGGUUGCGUCGUCCUGGUGGCACAAAUCACACAGUUACCGCCGAGGCUACCAAAGCCGUUCGGGCAAGGGCUCAGAUGAUUUCCACACCAUCGGGGUUACGGCCCGGGGGACCCAACACGAAUAUCAAGCCAACAGAGCGUGCAUUGACAACUUCCCAAACGUUGCCACUCACCAGCAUCUCCACCACGCUGAAAGACGAAGACGACGAGGGUCCAACCAAAGAUCAUGCGAAAGAUCACACUCCAGAACGAGCAGCAGGUCCAACAUCGAAUACUAUCCGUGGCUUCAUCCGUACCUCCGGGCUGGCAAAACCUUCAGGGCUGGCCAGAUCACCUACAGAUAGCAUUGCUACGAUCUUGCGCAACAGGACCGAGUCUCUCCGUGCACGCGCGGAAUCUCUGCGGAAUGGUUCAGGAUCAGUCCAACGUGCAAACCAGAAGCGAUCGCCAAGUCCUCAAACAACUCUUCCGUCCAGGGACAAUUCCGAAUCAUCACGAUCGGAACAGUCGUUUCGGUCCGCCGGAGAAACCACACCUAUCACAACAAAUAGACCUGCCUCGCCGCCAAAAAUGGCCACGACGGAAAAGAAACCAGACGAAAACAAACAACCUUCCCCACAGCCACCACCUGCACCCGCACCAACAAAACUAGUAACGAAAAAGGUGACCUUAUCAGAGGAACGUCCUUCGCCGAUAAAACCCGACAAGCCCCCUACAUCAACUAGAAAGAUUUCCGUACUAGCAAAGCCGUCCAAGUUGAGCCAAACUUCCAAGUUGAAGGAGACCUCCAAGUUGGAUGAAACCUCUGGUUCUAUAAAAUCAGCUGUGGCAACGAAGUCUGAUACUCCGCCAAAAAAGGAAGCACACGUGAAGCCCCUACCUCGUCUACGUACCUCUGGUAAAGUUUUGGAAAUCGCCGAGCUCGAUGGGCUUCAGGUUGCAAGCCCCAAGGAGUCUCUUCAAUCCAACAUCACAGACGUCAAUGCCGAUCUAUGUGACAUGCACUCCAAUGACAAGAAUUAUUCCGAUGCCCAGGGACUCAAUCCCUUGGCCCUUUCACUUCUUUUCAAUAUUCUUGUUGUUGCCGUCACCCAAGUGAACAAAGCUCUCCGGAUGGGUACCGACAGCACUUGCGCUAAAUUUGUGGCCAGUAACACCCUGAGUAUGGCCAGUCACUGUUGGCGUGUUUCCGAAUCCAUCUACACCAUGAUAUCUCACUACCAAGCCACAGGUGCCUGGCCCAAGCCUCGCAGUGACCAGUCCGCCAGCCAGUUCAUGGUGGAGCUUCUUCAAGCCAUUGUGUAUCUCCUGAUUCUUGGGUUCGCAGCCAUGCUGAUAACACGUACUGUUGGCUAUAUCGUUCUCGUGAGCAGUUGGAUUGUAUGGUUUGCCAGGCCUUUUGCGUGGUUCUUCCAAUGCGUUGGCCGUGCCCUGGUGAUGUAA
Penicillium verrucosum is the source of this 3210-nucleotide messenger RNA. RefSeq names its product putative NTP binding protein. The record is from RefSeq and is a predicted model, not a curated record. The coding region runs from base 1 to 3210 and encodes 1069 amino acids. NCBI's taxonomy places the organism in Eukaryota, Fungi, Ascomycota, Eurotiomycetes, Eurotiales, Aspergillaceae. The transcript has 2 exons.